GGUGCUUAAACCCUGACCAUAAGGAGUUUAAAUUCAGAAGUCAUCAGAAGUCAGAGAGAGAGAGAGAGAGACAAUAUGGAUCAUACAAACUGGAUUACAUACUAACCAACUGAAUGCUGGAGCUUUUGAGGACAUCUCUCUCCAUGCCUGUUCCUGGGUGAUAUCUGAUACCACGUAUCACGCUUCUUUCCCCACCCCAAGAUGAGGAUGCACAAGGGGGAAGAACCAUUGUGGCUCCUUGGAGUGGACGAGGCUUAAACCUUGACCAUGAGGAGUUUAAAUUCCAACACCAGAAGUCAUACUCUGCAUAUGUGUGCAUCAGUGUGUGUGUGUGUGUGCGUGCAUGGAUCAUACAAACUGGAUUACAUACUAACCAACUGAAUGCUGGAGCCUUUGAGGGCAUCUGGACAGUCAGAAUCUACCUCAUGAGAAUCUCAUCACUGCAGAACCAGGGGAGAAUGAGAUCAUCUAUCCCGAUGCAAGCAUACGCUCAGACGCCACCUGUUGGACUUCAACUGCACGCUCCACAACAGACUUCCUGUAACAGGGUGCCUAGCCCUACAGCGCAGGGGCUAUUAUUAUAUUACGCACAACAAAGUGUGUCAAAUCAACAAAACAAUCAUCAAAGUAAUCAACAGUCUCAUGUGUUAUGGAACGGCCAGUCUUCCUCCCAGCCUGUUUCAAGUUCAUGUAAUUUGCAGUCGAGACCUAGGCCUCAAACGUGGUUUACCGACUCGCAGAAUGGGUUGCUUCUCAGAAGUUCAACUUGUGUGGGAAGUUCUUUACCAAAUGGACAGGUUGCACCAUUGCCAGCUGCUCAGCAUGGACCCUCCACUCAAAACCUCAGCCAUCAUCCCCAGACCUUGAAUAGACAUACUGUUCCUCAGCAGAACUAUAAUAUGCCACACUUGCACAACGUCAGUAAUACAAAUGUUCCUUGGUUCCCUUCGAAUUAUAGCAAUCCAAGUUCUGCAACUGAACAGAAUAAGCUGACGCAUCAGUCAGUUCUACCUCAGUACCAGUCUCUGAAUGAACAUCAUAACAGAAUGCAGAUUGCGCAUCAACCUGCAGCUCAGCCGCAACAAACAGAUCGGUCUGCUCAGAUUCUGCACAAUCAGGCACAGCAGAAAAUUCACAAUAAUCAAGCUCAGAUAACAGGAGGAAAAGGAAAUGGUGCUUUAUAUAACUCUGUUAACCACUUCCCUGCUACUUCACAAAGACUCAUCACUCCAUCCCAGCCUUCAAACUACAGUCAGCAGACUGGUCAGAGCCACGCAAGCUAUAACGGGAAUCACGCUCAGCAUUCAUCACAAAUCCAGCAUCAGCCUUCGCCAUACAGAACAGAGACCAAUUCUUCCGGUUACGGUCAUUUAAAACACAGCGAGAACAAGCAUCAAAAUUUACAGUCACACCCAUCCCCACCAUACCCAGAGCAGAGGAGAAAGCAGAGGAAAAAUCAAAGUUCAGCAUUAAGGUUACCCCAGGACAAUUUCCAGGACCAGACUUCACUCCAACAAUGCAACACUACACUAGAUUCUGGCCAUCAAAGCCAGACAUGCCAUCCUACUGUGUCUGCCAUUCAAGGCAACACAUGGCCACAAGAAUCAAAUGAUGCAAGCGCUGGACUCCCUAGGUCCUCACAAGUUACAAUAUCUUCAGACACUCCUACCAGAGGAGUACCACCACUCAAGCUAAUAAAUUGUCUGGUAGGGAAAUACAAGGCACCUGCUCAAAGGCAUGUCACUAAUCCUCUGCCGUGCCUCAAGGCCAGCUUUACCACCCAGGGGCAAACACCCAGUCACAUUACACCUAAUGCAAGCUACCCUCAGACACCAGAAUCUACCCCAUGCUGUAGUGCACUUGCAACCCUUCACAGUAAAAUACUCCAAAGGAUCAGCAGUAAGCAGACAUCUGUCAAAAGAACAGCCAUCUUAAAAGAGAACGAACAUGCCCUUGGUAAUCAGUUGAAAGCACCACAUGGUCAAAGCUUUGAAGGGAUGCAGAACAGAAGAUUGCAGUUAGACUCGAACAUCGAGAGAAAAGAUGAACAAAACGGCAAUAACUGUCAUGGAGAGGUGCAGUACGGUGAGGAUGUAGCUGAGUCUCUAGAGCUGGUAAGGGCACUGCAGAAAAUGUAUCGACAAUUCCACAAAGCAGUAGCUGUAGUUCCACCCAUUUCUCAGCAGCCCCCCAGUCCAGAAAAAAAUGAUCAUGUCCCCACAAGCGCCGAUGACAGCCUGCCUUUCAAGAUCGAUGCUGUCUGUACUCUUGUUAAGGAGGGCAAGAAUGUGGAGCAAGAGUCAAAUGCACCAAGUCUGCCCAAAGAGACCAUCAAGGAAUUACUGCAGUUGUUUUCAAUACCAGACCCCGAGACACAGGAACCUAACAAACCUGAAGAUGGAUCUACAGUUGACAGCCUAAUACCUGACACUCAAAGCACAGACAUUCCUCAGUCUCAAAUUGACUCUUCCACAUCUCAAGACCCUGUUUGCUCUACUGUCUUGACCUCAAAAAGUGCAGAGGAUCACAACGAAGUCCAAACUGGUCAGUCAAAUGGCAACAUGUUUGAUGUGUCCAAGAUACAAGUGCUUAAUUUUACCCCGAAGAAAUUUAUUGAGUUUGUGAAGAUUUUAGAAAACACAACAGAAGGAAGUGUAAAAGAGCCAGUGGCAGAUGUUAAGAAGUGUCUCUUGGAUCUCUAUUGGGACGGAAGCGUAAUAAACCUUGUUAAACAAAUACAAACAGUCACUGAAGAGAUAUCUGGCUUCUCUACUGAAGUGUCCAUAAAAGAAAUGCAGACAGCAGUUUUUCACUACCUUAAACCUGAACUGUUAAUGAUGCUGGAACAUGGUUACCACAUUCUGAAAGAUGACACAAACUUACCAGCUGAGGACUUUACGUCGUCAUGGUUGAACAUCGAUGGACAGCCUGCUGAUGUAGACAGUGUUCUUUCGGAACCAAUUUUGGACUUUAACUUUACCGAUUAUGCUUUACACGGAAGUUUCAACGCACUUGAUAUUUAUUCCGAGUUUGAACCUUCUACAAAGGUGAUCCCUCCAACAACUGACUGCCAGGAUGACCAGAUGAUUAACAAAGAGCUUGCAAACACACAGGUAUGUGAAAGUAAAUCCACCGAUAAAGUCUCCAGCACACAAGAAGCAUCAAAGAAGCAAGAAGAUGAAAACCUUGAGAAACAUCAGCAGCAAGAUGUAAAUAUGAAUCCUGAAGAAUCUGUAGAUGCAAAUGAAAUAGCAGACACACUGACUGAGAGCGAAACCGAAUGCGAACAAGUCUGCGGAGAUGCAAGUGAGAAUAUCACUUCCUCUGAAAUGGUUGAACAGAGCUAUCUUUCUAAUGAUGAUUCCAGCAAUGACUCCCAAUUAAUUGAACUCUCACUUUUGUCAUCUGAUGAUGCUAGAACCAUUUUUAAGGAAUACUCUGGUUCUGAUUUACAAAAAGAGCCAUGCCAAGAUGAAGCAAAGGGUUCCACCACCUCAGACAAUAAGUCUAAUGAGUUCUGCAAUUCAACCAAUCAAAUCAAAUUUACUUGCCCUCAUGUGACCUACAUCGACUGGAAUGGUGACGAUUUCUGUCCCAGGUGCUGGGAAGAAACUCCUUUGCUGGAUCUAGAUCUGGAAGAAGCUCUGUUCAGCCCAAAGGCGUUUAGUUCUACUCCUAAUAAAGAAGAUCAUCAUAAUCACAGCUGUAGUCCACAAUGUGGAAAGCCAGAUUCAAAUUGUACUGUAUUGUCAGAGGGUAGCAGCAUAGCUGACUCAUCUACUCCAAAGGUAUUUGAAGGGACCAUCUCCGAACCAGACCCUAAUCCAUGUAAUGCAGUAGAAAGCUGUACUCCACUGUCUGGUAAAUCACCAGUUGAAGAACUACAUUCACCCGUGUGCACUGAAAGUGUUAGCUUCACUAUGCCAGUUGAAGAACAAGUCUGUGAGACCAACAGUUCAAAGGGCCCAAAGUUACCCAAGGCUCUGUCGUAUGCACAAAACCUAGUCAUUGCAGAGCAGACCAAAACCCCAAGAGAUGAAGUUUCUCCACCUAAAAGUCUACCAUGCAAAAAGUUCAAGCUAACCAAAACUACAGCAAUACCUCCUGAAGAUGACCUUUUCACUGCUGGUAUUGUGACCACAAAAGCUAGUACCCCAAAACCACAUUCAAAUGAUCUUGAUGUUACUCCAGCUGAAGGUGACCAGAAUUGUAAAGAUGAAAGGAAAGAAAGAGGAGAAGUAAGAAGGUCUCCAAUCAAGCUGAAAAUGAAUGCUCAGUGUACACAAUCUGGUACACCAGACCCAAAUGUGAAUGUAUCCUCAGAGACUAGCAGUGUCUCUUCAAAUCCUUCAACCUAUGGAGUUAAUAUGAGUAUCACAGAACCAGACCCUAAUCUAGGUGAUUCAGUACAGAACUCUAACUCACCAUCUGCUAAAUCACCAGAUAAAGAAGCACAUAGACUAGUAGGUUCAGAGAUCGUCAGGGUCACUUUGUCAGUUGAACAAGUUUGUGAGGCAAAUAUUUGGUCAAGAGCAGAGUUAUCCAAGACUCCCGCACAAAACAUUGAACAGAAAAGGCCAGUCAUUCUGUCACAUACCAAAACAUCUAGAGAAAAAAAUUCUCCACCAAGAUAUCCUCCAUGUAAAAGGGUAAAGGUUACCAAUACUGUAUCAAUACAUGCUGAAGAUGACCUUUUCGCCCCUGAUAUUGUGGUCAAAAAAGCUAGCUCCCCAAUACAACAUCCAAGUGACCCUACUGUUACUCCUGCUAAAAAUAACCAGUAUUGCAAAUAUGAAAGGAAGGAAAGAGGAGAAGAAAGAAAGUCUCCAAUCAUGUUGAAACUUCAACGUAUGCAACAUUCUGGCCCAACCAAAACAGAUUCACAUGGGAAAUGGUACAAGCCAUCUGUUACGUCCCAAAUGCCAAAUGUUACACCUCAGCCGAAAAGUUCAGAUCCAAACAAAGAGGAAGAACUUGGUAAGACAAAACAAACUGGACAGAACAAAGAAAAGCUGAGAUUUUCGCUGUAUGGAUUCAGUAAUGGCAACAGGAACAGAAUCGUCCAUCAAUGCUCCAGGACAAAGUCGUCCACAGCUCCUGCUUACGUCACAAUCUCAAACAGCCUUGAAACUGCACAGAGCUACACGGAUGCACCUUCGGCUAAGCAAAAGGUCUAUAGCCAGUGGAGUAGCACAUUUGUGGAAACAAAAAAGGAUACCUCUUCACAUAAGAAGCAUCAAAAACCUGUGAAAGCAGAUCUGAAAUCCAGGACACCAGCACUCAAAAGACUUGUUCAAGACAGAUUCGCUAUGAAAGAGAAGCAAUCCACAAAGGAUCUGAGGCAUAAACAAAGUGCUGAAGAUUUUAUUGUUGAACAAGAAGCCAAAAGGUCGAAGUGUAACACUGCUGAUGAAAACUUGGACACACAAACUACAAUGGUUCUUAUGUAGUAUGUUCGAAAAUACACUUGUACUAUAUAAUAAAUAACUAUAUAAAUAAUCAUUGCUUAUAAACUCUUUUUAUGGUAAAUCUGUGUCAAAGUGUCAAAUCUGGAUUAUUUCAGUGCUGAAUCCAUACUCUGCUCGUUUCUUUUCUUUCACUAGUAAUUGCUAGUGAAAGAGAAGGCUCUCUCUUUCUAUGUCUUUUUUUUUUAUUUUUAUCUCUUUCCAAUUCCAGUGAUAUAACCUACUUUAACGGUUGUUUUGUUUAGCUGAUAAUAUAUUGUGUUGUCAAUUUAAUUCACCACUUUUUUUUAGUGGUUUUAUGAAUGCUAAAAUAUUGUUUUGCUCUAUGAGCUGGGAGCUUGAUAACUGUGGAACUUUUUUUUUUACCUUUUUAUAUUGUUGAGGUUUUACAAUUUAUUAUUUGUAUUUUUUAUAAUAAAGUUUUGUAUGAAAAUGUU
Messenger RNA from Ictalurus punctatus (channel catfish), 5902 nucleotides. RefSeq lists its product as uncharacterized. The record is from RefSeq and is a predicted model, not a curated record. NCBI's taxonomy places the organism in Eukaryota, Metazoa, Chordata, Actinopteri, Siluriformes, Ictaluridae. The transcript is spliced from 3 exons. Bases 426 to 5450 code for a protein of 1674 amino acids.